Molecule: messenger RNA, 3044 nt
Organism: Tarenaya hassleriana
Lineage: Eukaryota; Viridiplantae; Streptophyta; Magnoliopsida; Brassicales; Cleomaceae
Product: BEL1-like homeodomain protein 4
Exons: 5
Coding region: 501-2771 (756 amino acids)
Biological process (GO): regulation of transcription by RNA polymerase II
Molecular function (GO): DNA-binding transcription factor activity, RNA polymerase II-specific; RNA polymerase II cis-regulatory region sequence-specific DNA binding
Source: RefSeq, a predicted model, not a curated record
CUCUCUCUCUCCCAGAUUUUUUCUUUGUCUUCCUUUGAGAGAUUUAUGAAUGUUUCUUUAAUCUCUUUUCUUUUAUAGUUCUUUUUUAAUGGUUUCCAGAAUUUGCUGAAAAGAAUUCGCACUAGCAGAGAAGAAGAGGAAGACAGAGAAAGCGAGACUUCGCAUAAAAAACGAUACCUAAGUUCCAUCUCCAUCUCCAUCUCUCUCUCUCUCUCUCUCUCUCUCUCUCUCUCUCUCUCUUUCUCUCUCUCUCUCUCUCUCUCUCUCUCUCUCUCUGCAACUCCAAGGUAUUACAGUCUGCUUUCUACCAUAACCUCGUCAUCUACAAACGUGUGUGUGUGUGUAUGCGUGUGUAUAUGUGUUUCCGAGUGUUAUAGAUACAGACGAUGACCGAAGCUGAAAGAUCCGAUCAAGUGUGUAUGUGUACACAAUCAAUCACACACCCUUCCGAGGAGAGAGAGAGGAGAUAUGAAGAAGAAGAUUGAAGAAUUCAUGAACACAUGGGAAUAGCUACAACUCCGAAUAUCAUCUCUUCCCACCAUCAGUCCAUCAAGAUUCUGGACAACAAUUCACCAUCAUCAUCAUCAUCAUCAUCAUCAUCAUCAUCAGAUCUUUCUAUGUCCCAAGAUUAUCAUCAUCAUCACCAUAACCACCAAAGCAUCUUCACCUUCUCCAAUGGAUUCGACCGAUCAUCCUCCACUCUGACAACUCAUCAAUCCCAGCAUCCGCCGCAACAAGUGGGUAUAGACGAAGAUUCCGCCUCCGGAGCUGGGAUUCCAGUCUACGAAACCGCCGGAAUGUUGUCGGAAAUGUUCAGUUUCCCCGGCGGCCCAUCAGCCUCCGGAGAACUUCUCGACCAAUCCCUACCGCCGAGUUACAAUCCGACCAAUUCAGUCACUACAAGACAGUUGUUGGAGCAGCAACACCGUCACCGUCACCAGAAUAUUCCGGGGAUGAACGCCAUGGACUCCGCCACCGCCGCCGCCGCAGCCAUGCAGCUUUUCUUGAUGAACCCUCCUCCGCCGCAACCGACAACGCAACGGUCACCGUCUCCGUCGCCGCCGCAAGAGUCGACAACCAACAACAACUCGACUCUUCACAUGUUACUACCGAACCAUCAUCAAGACUACUCAACAGCUUACAACAACAACAACAGCGCUAUCCAACACCAGCUUCAUCAACAGUUCACGUGGUCGGAUCAUCAACAUCACGGCCAAGUAGCCGCCAGCGCAGAGAUCGGGACCGUCCACGUGGAAGGAGGACAAGGCCUCUCCUUGUCUCUUUCUUCGUCCCUGGCGGCGGCGGCCAAGGCCGAGGAGUAUAGGAACAUUUAUUACGGAAACAACCACGGAAUGGCCGGUGCUUCACCUUCAUCUAACACCCCGGCUCAUCAUCAAUACAACCACUUCAAGGGUCUAUUAGAUUCUUCUCAUCAUCACCACCAUCACCAUCAUCAAGCGGUAGGUCAUUUCGUCUCGCCAUCGGCAUCUUCCUCAUCCUCCUCAAUUGCAGGGAUCAACAUCUUGAGGAACUCAAAGUACACGAAAGCUGCGCAAGAGUUGUUGGAGGAGUUCUGUAGUGUCGGAAGAGGACAUUUCAAGAAGAGCAAGUACGGUAGAAACACUGCCAACCCUACCACGAGCGGCGGCGGCAGUGGCGGAGGCGGAGGCGGAGGGUCUUCUUCUCCGGCGGCGGCGGCGGGGAAGGAUCAUCCUCCGUUGUCGGCGGCGGAUCGGAUCGAGCAUCAGAGAAGGAAGGUCAAGCUACUCUCCAUGGUUGAAGAGGUGGACCGACGGUACAACCAUUACUGUGAACAAAUGCAGAUGGUGAUGAACUCGUUCGACCUUGUGAUGGGUUAUGGAGCGGCCGUGCCGUACACGGCAUUGGCCCAAAAGGCCAUGUCGAGGCAUUUUCGGUGCCUCAAGGACGCCGUAUCGGCGCAGCUCAGGCACAGCUGCGAGCUGCUGGGAGAGAAAGAUGCCGCCGGCUCGGCGUCUGGGUUAACCAAGGGCGAAACGCCGCGUUUGCGUUUGCUUGAACAGAGUCUGCGUCAGCAACGUGCGUUUCACCAGAUGGGCAUGAUGGAGCAAGAAGCUUGGAGGCCCCAACGCGGUUUGCCAGAACGCUCCGUCAAUAUCCUCAGAGCUUGGCUCUUCGAGCAUUUUCUUCACCCGUAUCCAAGCGAUGCAGAUAAGCACCUCUUGGCCAGACAGACUGGCUUAUCCAGAAAUCAGGUAUCAAACUGGUUCAUUAACGCUAGGGUUCGUCUAUGGAAGCCAAUGGUGGAGGAAAUGUACCAACAAGAGGCAAAAGAAGAAGAAGAAGAAGAAGAAGAAGGAGAACAAGAAGCACAGCAACAACAACAAAGGAGAAAACAGCAAACAAACAACAGCACGAAACCCAACAACAACAACAGCAGCAGCACCGUCGUUCAGACAAAGGCGCAAACUCCAACGCCUUCAACCACAACCGCAACAGCUACAACAGCAACAGGCCACCACCAAAGAUCCGAAAUCAAUGCCCACGAAACCGACCCUUCACUGCUCCUCCCUCCUUCCCCAUCCGCUGCGUUCGCCGCCGCCGCCGUCGCAGCCGCAGAUUUCGGGACUGCAAACGCGAAUACCGGGGAUAUUGGAAACCCUAGCGGUGGUAUAAUGAGGUUCGGGACCAACCCGUCCGGUGACGUGUCGCUUACGCUUGGUCUACGCCACGUUGGCAAUAUGCCGGAGAAAGAACCUUCUUUCUCCGUUAGAGACUUUGGAGGUUUUUAGCUUGGUUCCUCUCUCUUUUUUUUUCCUCUCUCAUUUUAUUAAUUAAUUAAUUAUAGUUUUAUCAAAGCCCUUUUAAGCUCGCAGACUUUAGCCCUUUUUGUUUUUUGUCCUCUUCUGUAUCUCUAAAAAAGAAGAAGAAAAGAUACAUAAAUUCACAUCCCAUCUUUCCUUUUGUAAUAUAUAGUGUCUUAAGAUCUUUCGGUGUUUCCUCAUCAACAAUGCAAUAUGUACAACCUAUGAUUCUGUAUACAUUUUGUUAUAUCUUUAUAUUUA